UAUUAGACAGAUAAGGGCUUCCCUUGAAUCUUGUACUGGCAGGGCUUUUUUGACGUUGAUUUUUUGCAUGCCAACUCAAAUAACGCUCUUACCCUUUGUCAUUCUUUUUCUCUUUUUUCUCCGCAGUCAUUAUGAGCAGGAUCGCUCAGCACUGAAAAAGAAGGAAUGGGAGAGAAGGACGCAGGAAGUGCAGCAAGAUGAAGACUUGUUCUCGACUGGAUUUAAUCUGUUUGGCGAGCCAUACAAGACUAACAAAGGUGACGCCCUGGCCAACCGGGUCCAAAACACACUCGGAAAUUAUGAUGAGAUGAAGGAGCUCCUGACCAGCCAUUCCAACCAGAGUCACCUUGUGGGCAUUCCUAAGAACUCUGUUCCCCAGACUCCCGUGGAGAAACCCGACCAGCCUGGCUUUUUCCCUGAGGCUCAGCGGAGCCGAGCUGCCCCCUCCCAACCUGGAAGCCACAGAACUUCCAUGCCCCCACCCCCUGCUAACACACUGUCGGCAUCUAGCGUUGUACAUGGGCAUCCAAGCAACAAAAAGUCACGCUCCUCAGACUGGUCCCGAGGGGGUCACAGUUCAGGUAGCACCCAGAGUGCUCAAGCAGUCGCCCGGGGGAAGCACUCCAGUCAUGAACAGACCUCUAGCAGACACGAUCAGGACGAAGAGGACUCAAGUCCCAAUCCCACUGGAUCUACAACUUUGACAAACUCCAACAGGAAGCAGGCACCAUCCAGCAAAGGAUCAGCCACAGCUGAGCUUGGACUCGGAAAGUCUCCCGUUGAGCAGGACUCUUGCUCCCAUGGCUCCAAUUCACCAAUGGCCUCAACGUCCCUGCUUCCUAGUGGCCUCUCAACGCCAACAUUCCCUCAAGGCCUCCACUGUAAACCCAGCACCGCUGUGCAGCAAAAACCCACUGCCUACGUCAGGCCCAUGGAUGGCCAGGACCAGGUCCCCAAUGAUUCCCCAGAGCUCAAGCCCCCAGUGGAACUGGUGGAAGGGUACAACAGCUUGCCAUUUGGAGGUCUACUGGACUGCAAAAGCAGCACAGCCGGGACUAAGGGCAAACUUCCAAAGCUGACACUGCCACAAUCCGGGGAGGUCAGCCUGUCCAAUGACUCCAAUUGUGUGGAGGAAAUUCUGCGGGAGAUGACACACUCUUGGCCUCCACCUCUCACUGCCAUACACACACCAGGCAAAGCUGAACAGACCAAGUUUCCCAUCCCUUCAAAGGAUUCACAGCAUGUGACCUCAGGAUACAAUGGAAAACGCUGCAAUGUUCCUAGCAACAAGCCUGCAACCAAGUCGGUACCACAGAAGUCAAUGCUUGAGGAUGACCUGAAAAUCAGCAGUGAUGAAGAAGACACCGAACAGGCCACAGAGAAGCCCAAGCCCAGGAGCACUCCUCUCAACCUCCCUGGAGCCACACUGAGGACCAGCGAGCCAGCCAGUCACUCCAGUGGUGCCUCAGGGAGCUCCAGCGAAUCAGAGAGCAGCUCUGAGUCUGACUCGGACAGCGAGAGCAGCUCCAGUGAUAGUGAGUGCAAUCGGGCAUCCCGUGCCGCCACACCAGAGCCUGAACCUCCGUCAACAAACAAGUGGCAACUAGAUAAGUGGCUAAACAAAGUUAAUCCCCACAAUAAAGCACUAAUUAACACACAGCCAGACAGUCAUGGGCUUAACAGCACUCAACUGGAUGAAAGCCAAGCCUCUGAGAACCAGAGCUCCAGCAAGAGCAAAACCAGCACAGCACUGGCACCAGCAGACCCCAAGGAGCGAGCUUUGCUUAGUCCCAUCCGUGAGAAAGCCAAACCCAAGACGUGUCAGAAAACUCCAGACAGCAAAAGCACCAAGGUGAAAUCACCAGCCUCAGUGGAGCUAGCACCACCCAGGAGAAGCACUGGCAAGAAACAGCCCAAAAAGGUGGAGCGAUCUUCUAGCAGUGAGGAGCACAGCUGGCCCAGACCAGGAAACUCAAGUUCGACUCCAAAGGAAAAAGAGCCUCCGCCUUUAGAACCGCCCAAACCUAGAGGCAAGGGACCUGGAGUUAAGACAGCUCCUAGAAAAGAACCUCGGACCACCACAACAAACACUGCACUGACCAACAUCACACUAGUUCCAGAUAAGAAGAAGCACAGAGGACCCAACAAAAUCAUCCCCAAGUCCAAGGAAUUCAUCGAGACUGAGUCGUCUUCAUCCGAGUGUCACUCGGACCCUGAAGAGCUCUCCAAGGUCCAGCUUCCCUGCCCGGGUCCCAACACCCUAAGCUUGAAAUCCAAGGAUUGCAACAGCAAUAUCCUGAGCGUUAGUAGCCUUACCAGCACAAGCAGCACCUCCAUUCCUGACCCAGGUGCAUCAGAUCUCCUGGAAGAUCCUCUCUUUUCCCCAAUCCCCACUGUACAGAAUGAACUUUUAUCACCACUUAGAGACUUUGAGGACAUCAAGUCACUUUGGGUUAAGAUUGAACUCAGCUUCCUGUCACGGAUCCCGGGGCAAGAUCCCCCUGAGCCUCCCCCGACCAAGGCUGAGUGUCGGGAGGUCAGUGUCAAGCACAGGCGGCAACAGUCACCUGCGUCCAUCCCUGCAGAGAAAAACCCAAGUAAAUCAAAGAGGAAACACAAGUCUGAGCACUGUGAUGAUAUAAGUGGAGGCAAGAAACUUCGGAUUGACAAAGAUGCAAUGCUACUUCCUCCUUGUAUCUCACCCAUACAUAACCACAAGGUCCCCAGCACAAAAGAUUCAUUGAAGAAACAGCCUCGCAAGAGGAAGGAUAAACUGUUACCACCUCUAUUGUCGCCGCUGUCAGAUGAGCUGGUGGGCCGCCAGAGGAGGAGCAGUGAAUGCAGUUCCAUCAGUCAGGAGGGAAGCACCUCCACUGGCCCCAGCUUACUGCCCUCCACCCGAACAAUACCUGCCUCCACCUCCUCAUCAUCGUCAUCACACAAGCACCGCAAAGGAGGGAACAAAUCCUUCUCCCAUUCCAAGACCAACUCUGAGGAAGACAGUCACAGUAAGCCAUCCAGUGUUUUCCACGGCAAUGGUCAAUCGGACCCAGGCCUCUGGUCAAACCCAUCCACACUGUCCAUGGAGCACAUCGAACCCAGGAGACCUAAACUCACAUUUAAUAACAUUGUUCACAAUGCAGAUUACUACAUGCAAGAAGCCAAGAAGCUUAAGCACAAGGCCGAUGCAUUGAUGGACAAGUUCGGAAAAGCUGUGAAUUACGCCGAUGGCGCACUCUCGUUCAUCGAAUGCGGCAACGCCAUGGAACGAGACCCAUUAGAGGCCAAGUCCCCCUACACAAUGUACUCAGAAACUGUAGAGCUCAUCAGGUACGCGAUGAGAUUAAAGAACUUCACCAGUCAUUCCGCCACAAUAGCAGAGAAGAAGCUCGCUGUACUGUGCAAUCGCUGUUUGUCACUUCUGUACUUGCGAAUGUUCAAACUGAAGAAAGAUCACGCAAUGAAGUAUUCACGCUCACUAUUGGAGUAUUUCAAGAAUUCUGCAAAAAGUUCCCAAGCACCUUCGCCGUGGGGAGCCAAUGGAAAGAGUACGGGUACCCCGUCUCCCAUGUCCCUGAGUCCAUCUCCCGUCAGUUCCGUCAGCAGCAGCGCUGGAGUGAUGGGCUCGUCCACUUCCUCAUCUGCCUCUGGAAGUGUGGCCAUUCCCCAACGCAUCCACCACAUGGCAGCCAGUCACGUCAACAUCACCAACAACAUCCUGCGCUGCUACGAACACUGGGAAACCGCUGACAAGCUGGCCCAGGAAAGUCAAGAGUUCUUUCAGGAGCUGGACUCAGUAAUGGAAAUGUUGACGCAGCACAGCAGCAUGACAGAACUGGUACGCUACAUACGCCAAGGAUUGCACUGGCUUCGGCUGGAGGCCCAUUUGUUAUAGUGCUGGCAUUUCCACUGUGUUCCGUCUCUCUCUCUCUCUCUCUCUCUCUCUCUCUCUCUCUGUUCUUCUCUCUCACACCCUCUUCCCCACCGUUCAUCACUACCUCCACCAUCCUUGCCAUCUCCAACCCUCUAGAACCCUGAGGGGCGUCGGCAGUUAACCAAUAGCAAGCCUAAGAACUGUGAGUUAUUCCCGAGAGGGUGCUGUGUCCUGGUUCCAGCUUUGAUUCCUGUAAGGAAUGCAUCAAGAACAUCUUGCGGUCUGUUGCAGAAUAUCACAGACAGGCGGACCUGGAAGGAAGGAGUGGUGCUGUAGUUUUACGAGCGUCCAAACUUAUGCAUCUGUUACAAGGACAGAAUCUGCAAUGGUAGCAGUGGGCUAGUUAACAAAGUUGUCGAGCAACUCAGCUAGUUACAUCUGUGUUGUGGACUAGACACCAGGCACAUCAAAUUAGCUAUGUAAGGCAAGUUAGGCCAGAAACAUACAUCACGCAAGUACAUAAAUGCAGCUCUUUUUCAAAUUGAACAAAUCAAACUGACAGUUAUCCCAUCAACAUGCACUACCCCAUUGUCUUUCAUUGUUGCACAAUGCCUCCGUGCUUAUAUCUGCGUCUCCUGCUGAAUGUGUUUAGAUGCGCUCUACAAUAUGGAAUAGCCUUUCUUUCCCUCAAACCGGGGGCCCGGGACAAAAGGUCCAGUUGUCCCCCCUUAUCGGUGGCCCUGACUGUAUGGUAAACUUUGUUGGUGAUAUAAAAUUCUGCAAUAUUGUGCAUAGCGCAUUGAAUAAAUCAAAUUGAUCAUUUUGAGAUCUCUAGAGGCCUUUAAAUGUAAAUGGAGAGUAGGGCUGACUGAUACAAUGAAUAUUCACAACAUAUUCUGAAUAUAUUUGCAACGAUUUUGUUGGCAAUAUAAAAUUAAGCAAAAUUGAGAAUAGCGCAUUGAACAAAUCAAAUUGAUCAUUUUGAGACUUCUAGAGGACUUAAAUGGAAGUAGAGAAUAAGGCUGACACAUAUAGGCUAAUAAAUAUUCACCAUAUAUUCACAAUGAUUUCGUUACUAAAGUAAAAUUAUGUAAUAUUGUGAAUAGCACUGUUUAAAGCGAUUUUAUUUGAUUAUAAGUUUUCCCAAAAACCUAUUAGACUAGUUUUGCGAUCCCUCUUUGUCUGCCAGUACUCAAGGGGGUAGAUGUUUGUGGCAUUAAACAAUGCAUACUUGCGUUGUUGCAUUAUGAAUUGCGCACACAUUUCGGAACACACCAACUCAUUAUUCAAGCUUGUGUACUUAGAAACUUAUAUGUUUAUGUGCUUGUGUAGAAUAUGUUUUGUGCCUUUGCCUUGCGUGAUUGAGAUGCACAGAAAUGAGGGUACAUUUUAAAGCAGAUUAAAUGAGCUAUUAAGAGCUCAUACUCAUCUCAAUGGCAUAUAUUCAACCCUUCUCCAGAUCCAUAUGUAUCCAUUUGAAAUUCUGCUAAUCUUUCAAGGCUUUUGUAAUGACUGUAAGGGACAGUUAUGGUAGUCAAAGGUACAUUUCUCAAAUGUCACCUUCUUUCUAUUUUACAGCACUAUGACAGCUGGUAUCAGUAUGAGCAGUAUGAUAGUCUUGUUGGCUUCACUCCAAAGCUGCAUUCUCUGAGCACAAUCUCAAGUUUGCAGUAGCUGAUGGGAGAUUUCCCUGUGCAAUUAACUUAUACAUAUGCACAUAUGACAGAUUGAUAUCUCUGCUAGAGGGUAUCAGAGUAUCUUAAAGAUUUUGUUUUCCAAUAUGUACCAUAAUGACUGUGUUGUAUAUGACAGCUACUUUAACUGUUUGGUGUUUGUUCAAUCUUGCAUGUUAAUGCAAAGAGGUAGUCGGUAGAACUGAGAGAACUAUGUCAUGAGCACUAUGAGGAAUCAAUGUGUUUUGUAAAUUUGUUUUUAUUUUUAUUUCAUUUUUUUUUUUUUUUUUUAAUUCCAGCAUCUUUAGUGCUGGCUUGGUAGUGUUUAACAUUAAAAUCGUAAUCUAUAGAGAGUUUAUUAAUUCUUGUACUUCAAACUCAUAACUACAUUUUUCUAUCUCCAGAGAAACUCCUGAACAAAAGAGGUCAACAUUUUUUGACCUACGCAAUUGAAUAUUGUGAUGAAAUCACAAGCCAUUUUUAAUCAAAAGAUAAUUUUCCAUGCAUAAACUCUUUACUGAUACAUUUAAUGUUAAAUAUGAGAAAUUGUUGAUAACCUGUCAGCAAGAUACAAGCAUUUUCUCCUUGCUGGUCUGUUCAUAAGUGUAGGUAUCUGAGAAUGUGUGUGUGCGCGUGCGCGUGCAUGCGUGCAUGCGUGUGUGUGUAGCAGAUUUGCAUUGGCAGUGUAUUAUAUAGCUUCAUAUAUGUGUCAAUCUAUCAUGUGAAUGUCAGUAUGUGAGCGAGAGACAGCAGGGAUGUAUGCAUGAAAUAGACAUUUCACAAAGAUUAUUCAAAAGUGCCUGUGUAUCUAAUGGAAAUGUAUUAGAGUCUAUAUUUAAGAAUGACAAUGGAUCUGAAUGAUUUUCCAUACCAUAUUGGUAUAUCCAAUUUUUCUGUUUUCAUAACAUGACUUUUUAUUUAUUUUAUUUUGUAAAAUGGCGUUUGUGGUAUCUAUAUUGGCUUUAAUGUUCAACUUUGUGACAAGUCUAUUUCGAAUUUUCAUUUUCUGCUCUGAUGAUGAUAGAAAAUGACUGAAAAGUGAAUUACGUAAAUUUUAAAUCUUAACAUAUUGUACAGUUGAUUUUCUAUAUACGUUCUUCUUUAUGGUCGUUUCCAGACAGUUUUCACAUAACAUAGCAAGAAGUGCUUACUGAACUAAACACUGUAGCACACCAAUCAUAACUAGCAACACACAAUACAUAGAGUAAUAUUCAAAAAAGGAUCUUAUACACAAAUUUAGCAUAAAGCAAAAGUUUUUUUGGAAGCCAUUUUUAACUUACUUUGAUGCAAUGGCAAAAAGUAUCUUUAUGCAAAAAUCAAAUUAGCCUUCCCACUACAAUGUUACCAGCUGUUAUCUUACUUGUAUGGAGUCAGUUUUUUAAAUUUGUGUUGCUUUUACGGCAUCUGUUGCCAUGCUUGUUUGAGUUAUGCCAGUCUGGCAAGGAAAUCUGUGUCCCUCUGGCAUUUCAUCAGAAACAAGCAGCACUGACUAACUCUAGCAGUGAAGUAAACAACCUGCUCUGCCUAUUAGAUGCACCUCCCGUUUGUCUUGAAAUGAAAAACAAAACAGAUAUGCUUUCUGGAGCCUUUUUCUGACUUUAUGCAAGCUAUUUUUGACUUGAGAAUAAAGGGUGAUGUAUGUUGAAAGAGCAAGUGGAAAAAUAAAUUUGGUGCAAUACCAUUACACAUUUAAUUUACUUGUUUCUAAAAACUAUUAAUAGACUAAAUUUGAGCAAAUGCUGGUCUAUGUGAUUGUGUUGCUAGAAAUUGGUUUUGUACAAUGUACAGAUUAUAUUUGAUUUUGAUUUAAUUUAUAAGAAGUGGAAACAUUGAUGCAAUCAUUAAAAUGGUUUAGAAGGCCCUUGUGUGGAUUUUAAAAUGCAAUAACACAAUAUUUAUGCCAAAUUGUAAAUUGCGUAAGCUAGUAUUUGCAUAUUCAGGGAAAGCUGAUGUUUAAUUGGAAAUAAUGCUUUAAUUAUAAAGGGCACUGAGUGUGCGUCAAAUACUGGCCAAAAUAGAGUGCAAGUAAAUAUUUACUUUAAAUACUUAUAAUUAUCUAACAUAUUUUAGGAUUGCGUUAAGAACAACAAUGGAUUUAAUUAAGAACAACAAUCUUAUUUCACUGCUGAAAAUAUUAAUAUAAAAUUUAAUAAUUCAGGUUGUCCAUAGAAGUAAUACUGGGACAUGUAAUAUGAUCAAGGGAUGGAAAUAGAUUUUUUUUUAUAACAUAUUAGAGGUAGGCUGAUAUACUGAUUUUACCGAUUAAUCGGUGCCGAUAGUUGCUUUUUGGAACUAUCAUUAUUGGCUAAAAUCUAUGGUGAUAGUUGCCGAUAGUUUAUUCAUCAUUUCAAAAUAAUUGUCCCCAGUGUGUUUCGGGCUUGUUUAUACUAUUGUUAAUUUUUUCUGGUUAUUUUGGGGAUUUUGGUUGAACAAUAAACUGCAUCUGGGAUUUUAUUUAUUUAGGAUGCUUUGUCUGUGCCGAUCAUAGUAAGGAAAGUAUAAGAUUUUUUUUUUUUUGACAUUCUAUAAAAUCAGUUUUAAAAACUAUCAUCCGAUUAAUUGUUAUCUGCUUUUCCCACCACCUUAUUUAUCAGUAUCGGCAAAAUCCACUAUCAGUCAACCUCUAUUACAUAUGGCAGCACAUACUAUACAUUUAUUUAAAAACCGUAUUGUACCAUAACAACAUGAAUCAAACCUGGUGUCUCAGAAAAAUAUUGCUUACAUCAGCUAUUCAGGGCUAUAAACACAACUAGUGCAUUUGUGAAGACAUGUUUACUUUUGUCUUUUUAACAUUUACAUUUGCUGCCAUACCAUUCUGACCUCUGCUUUUGACAAAGCUUGUAGGUGGUUUUUAAAUGUGAAUGAAAAUGUAUUUAGCAUUUACCCCGCUGUCUUUUUGAGGUAGCAUAAAGUCCCUUUGAUUCUUUGUGCUUCCCAAUGAGCUGUACUACCAUGAAAAUACCCUAUCAGGAAGAACAAUCUCCAAUUAAAGUAGGCUCAGCUGGAAGCAUUCUAUUUGCUCUGCAAAUUAAACAUGCAAAUAAGACUUUGUUACUGAAACAAAAAAAAACGUAUCAUGUCAGUCAAUUAAAGAUCUUUCAAUUCCCACGCUGAUUAACAGACGCCAUUUACCAUGGUACAUUUAAAAGAACUGGCAAUGUCGCUAUGGAACACAAUACAUAAAAAGGACUUGUAUUAAAUGUGAGCACUUCUCUGGUUAUAUCAUUGAAACGUAUUCAUAUUUUUGAGUAUCCUGUGACAGGUUUAUCAAACUUGUUUACUGUCUGUGGACAAUAAUGUCAUUGUAUUGAUUUAAUUGCACAUGUUACAAAGUCAGUUUCUAACUUCAUCAGAGAUUUCCUUUAUAAAUACCUUGUUGCAAAUGCCUUGUUACUAGUGUAAACUGUAGAGAAUCAAAGAGCAGUUAUUUAGAGUCUUGUUCUGUCCAGUUUGUCUUUCUCUGUACAGUUUAGAGUCGUGCACCAUGAUUUGUCCUUUUGAGAUUGUAAUCACAUCAAGGCUACCCAUCCAAAGCUUUGAAUAUAUGAAGAUAAGCAACAUAUCUCAUUCCUAUCAUGGCAUAUGAGUCAGCCUUUCUGCUACAAUAUCCCAUUUUCAGUUAAAUUACCACCUGGAGAAUCAUGUUCUUGGUUUUUGAAUCCGAAUGUUCAGAUGAGUAACGCUACAAUGGAUUUCUUAUACAAGAAAGGUAUUUACUCAACAAGGCAAUACUUCUUACUUAAGGUGGAUUGUUAGAAGCCAUUAAAGUAACCAAAUGAAAGGCAAUGUACUGUAUUAAAGUACAAUGGUGGCAUAAUGUAUUUGAAAUGACGUAAAUGUGCCAGAGCGAAUCUAAAACUGAAAUUGGAGCAAAGUCCCAAAGAGCAGUUCAUCUUGAGUGAGCCUUAUAGGAAAUGAUAGCAUUUCCGUUCCUUGUGGAUUUAGAAAUGCAGCCAUUUAACUGUUAUUUAAGUAAAGUUUCAAGGUUUCACUUCAAUGAAAUAUGCAAACAGAUUUCUGUGGGGGGGGGGGGGAAUUAUGGCGAAGAAUAAAGUUUCUUACAAGUUUUAAUGCUGCAUGACUCUUUCUACAAAGUAACAUCAUAAUCAAAGUUGGGUUUGAUUAAUACUCAAUUUCAAAGUCAGUAUUGUUAUAUAGUAAGUUGUAGACAUAUUUAAACCAGUCAAAAACAGUUCUGUGAAACUCUCGCUUUAUAGAAUUGCCUCAAUGCUACCUAUUGCCUAAAAGAAUGUUGGUUUGACGUCAAGAAAGUGCAGGAUUUUUACUUUAAGUAAAUAGCCUUUUUCUUACGAAGAUAUUGACUGUAAUGAUGGACAAAGUUGUACACAUUAAUUGCAAUGACAGAAGAUUUCAAUGUUCUGGCAUGCUGUAGAAGUUAGUUUUUUUUUUGUUUUUUUUUUUGUUUUUUGUUUUUUGUACAGAGCAGGUAACCUGCAAUGCUUUGGAUUUAUACAUUGUAUAGUUGUACGAAUUCAUUUUAAAAUGCCAUAUGCAUCCCAAAAAAAAAAAAAAACAAAAAGAAAAAGAAAAAACCUUUCUGCCUGGUUAGCUUUGUAUUUCAAAUGUGUUGCAUAAGUCCAGCAAUUUUUUUAUUCUACUUUUUUUGGCUAUUGUAUGUUUAUUUUAUAAUAAAACUGUCAAACGUAAUGAACAAAAUUGAGAUGUAGUUAUGUUGUUUUUAAAUGUUUAAUGUCUGUUUUAAAAAAUGAAUAAAAUGUGAAUAAAAAUGGUAUGAGCCAAA
Myxocyprinus asiaticus (Chinese sucker) is the source of this 10309-nucleotide messenger RNA. RefSeq names its product AF4/FMR2 family member 2-like. Gene Ontology annotation, biological process: regulation of RNA splicing. Gene Ontology annotation, cellular component: nuclear speck; nucleus. Lineage: Eukaryota; Metazoa; Chordata; Actinopteri; Cypriniformes; Catostomidae. The transcript is spliced from 20 exons. Bases 68 to 3895 code for a protein of 1275 amino acids. The record is from RefSeq and is a predicted model, not a curated record. Gene Ontology annotation, molecular function: G-quadruplex RNA binding.